Tigriopus californicus is the source of this 2335-nucleotide messenger RNA. RefSeq lists its product as uncharacterized. Bases 67 to 2250 code for a protein of 727 amino acids. NCBI's taxonomy places the organism in Eukaryota, Metazoa, Arthropoda, Copepoda, Harpacticoida, Harpacticidae. The record is from RefSeq and is a predicted model, not a curated record. The transcript has 4 exons.
AGCUUCGAUUUUCUAAUCAGUUGGUGCAAAGUGGCCAAAGGCAAGGGAACUUUUUCGACGUCGAACAUGCCUUACCGAGUCCCCAAAGGCGUGCCUCGGGGCCCUCGGGGAUCAUUUACUGGAUCCAACCGCGAUCCCACCUCCUCUCAGGAGGUGGAGACCUCAGGAUCAGGGCGGAUUUUGUCACCUAAUGCCCUCAGACAAGCCGGGCUUCAGAAGGGCGGACUUUUGGACACGCCGUCAUUGCUGCCGCCCUCUUUGACGGCGGGUCGUCAGACCCGGGAAGGUGCAAGUGGGGGCGGAGCCAGAGGCGGCGAUUGGGGAGGGUCGGAUAGCGGUCGUUACAAGGACGGUGGGCGUCCCCGACCCAGGGGAGGUGUCCCUUUGGCGGAAGAGUCUUGGCCUAUGGCGGAAUUUGAAGAACGUUUGAUUCAUGGCGACAUCUUCCGAGUGAAUUGGAAUCAUUCCAUGGAGGUCAUCUUUGAUGAUCCCGUUUCUAAAACCAUGCAUGUGGCGCUAAGCAAGCAGCGAAGUGACAGUGCUAAUACCAAACCAUCCGUGGGCGCUCGUGUGAUUUGCACAGUUUUUUGGGAAAUGACGGGUUCCCCCCCGGUCCCCCAAUUUUUUGCCAAGAAUGUUCGAGAGGUCAAACGAAAAGCUGGUCUGCCGUUCAUGGGACACCUUCUGCCCACUUUCACCAAGAUGGUUCUGAAAACCGAAGAGAAGUCCCGUCCCAAACCGGCCGCGUCCCCAUGUUCAGUCAAGACACCUUUGCCAGCUCUCAGUCGAGGAUUCAUUGCCCAACGUUGUCAAUAUAACAUCGUGGGUGAGUAUCAAUCUCGAGAUGAGACGAGGGCGAAUUUUCUGAUCCACCAGAAAAUGCACGGCGAAGGUGAAGCUCAACUGAAGGCCUACUUUGAGUUGGACAAGGAAAUCGCCGUUUUCCGACCGGGAGCCACCAAACCCGAGAAAAUGACAGGAAAGGAAUUGGUUGAGUUAAUAAAGCUCCACAACUGCUUCACAUUGGACAUUAUGUCCGUGGACAAUGGUCAGACCUGGCAGGUCGAUACCUUGUCGUUGAAACCUGAGCCUAAAGGAGAUCAAGAGGCCCAGAAGGAGCCCAACAAUUCGCUCAAGACUCCUCAAAAUGACAACGAGUGCCUUGUCUCUGAGAACGCCUUAAUGAGUUUGGACAUCAUUGGGAGCCUGAUCUCCGAAAGUGUGGAUUCUUGUCAGAUCAACAUCUCUGCUCACGAUGACAAUGAUGUUUCUCCGAAGCCGAAGGAAAUUCCCACUGAUGCGUUCGAGGCCAAGGUUAUUAGUGACCCAGAUGUCGAGGAUUCGGGUCACAAAGUGGGAGCAGAGACCAACGGAGAUCAUCCCUCAAGUACAACAGACACCUCAAUGGAGGUUCUCGUUCCAGAGUCCCACAAUUCUGAGAUGCUUAAUAUCAGCUCGCCUGUUGAAGUGACUUCAGAAUUAGAAGAAGCAGUCAAAGGAAAGGAAGUACUCUGUGAGGAGAAUGCGGCUCAAGAGGAUGAUGAAGAUGAGCAACACCUGGAGGCAAAUCAAGAAGAAAUAUUCCCUGACGAAGAACAAAAUCAAUCAAAAGAAGAUCAUGAUGACAACCGUAACUUUCAAGACGACGAGAGCAUGAUUUCUGCCAUUGAUGAUAAAAUCCAGAAGGAACCUCGAGAAAUUCAAGACCAGAAAGAAUAUGGCAAAGAAGUAGACCAUCACAAUCAGGGAGAAGAUCAGAAAGAACAAAGCAAAAAAGAUCAGAAUGGAGAAAUUAUGGAAUAUCAAGAUAUUGUUCAUCGGAAUAAUGGAGACAACGAGCAAGUUAAUGAUAUCGAAGCACAAGCCAAACAAGAUCUCGAAGAAGGUCAGGAUUUCGAAGAUUAUCAGGAAGAUGAUUCCGUCUCUACUGUUAGCUCUUCUCGCUCAGUAAUAGCCCAGCUCCCUGUCCAACCAUCGGACGAUCCCCCCACCGUCUUUCCCCAAGAAAAGGUCAUCUCCAUUUCCGAUUUGAAUGCCAAUAUUCUUGAGGCUCGGACUUCUUCCAUUACCUCAACUGAUCAGGAUCUCCGUGACCCCAAAAGUAUCGAGUCUGUCACUGAGGGUGUGGAUGGAAUUGAACUGGCAAUCCGAAAUGGCAUGGAGUACGUUCGCCUUUUCUACCGUUUUAUUCGUCUCCCCCCGGAGCUUGAAUCCACGUGGUUGGCGGAGUUCGAACGAUCGUUCAUCUAAAGAGAGGCGAAUGCAAGUCGUUACGUUUGUUUAUUUACUAAUGGCAAAACUACCUUGUUGAAGUUGAAAUACACUAUCCACACGA